CGGUCGAACGCAAGCACCAAACGAGUCGAAAACUAUUGCAAUCAUGGCCCAGCUUGUGAGCCCGCAGUGCUCGUCCUGGUCCUUGGGCAGCAACUUCAACUUCAGUGGUAGCGGUCGAGCAGUGCCAGGCUCGAAGUUCGAUGUAGCAUCCACAGUCACUGCCAAUCCACUCGACAACGACAGCAAUCCAGGAUUCUACGAGGCGGUGCUAUCCCCAAUACCGACAGUUCACGAACAGGUAGUACACCAUCGAUCACGUCGCAACUCGGCACUCCUGGUCAAUUACUUCACAGCAGGACUAUUCCACAGUGUCGUACCAGCUCUGGUCUACCCGUUAUUUAAGAUCCGUCUAGGAUUGCAAGGCUACCAAGCAAAUUCGGUGCAAACGUUGCUGGGUUGUGCGUGGCACGGUAAACUUCUGCUAUGUCUGCUGACGGACUGCGUGCCAAUUUGUGGCCACAGGCGAACGCCAUACAUUUACAUUGGUUGGGUGCUCGUGCUGUCCAUCCUCAGUUUAAUGAUGAUCCUUCAUCCAGAUAUCAUGGUUGACAGUGAUGUCGGUGAUGCACCGAGAUUGAUUCUGGCGAUCACCGCUGCGUCGGUGGGGUAUUUACUGGUGGAUUCGGCGUGUGAUGGUUUGAUGGUGGAAACGAUGUACCGCGACAGUCAAUUGGAAGAGAGAGGGUUGUUUCGCACCGCGAGUCUUUCGCAGAGCGCAGUACAUACCGUAAGAUUCAUUGCUGAGCUUAUAGGAACGCUGCUCGUGGCAGUUGGAAUGAAUUCGGAGGAGUACAACGGCGGGUUUCCAUUUGAGAUUUCGCUUCGAGAAUUGCUCUUGGUUUUGAUUGUGGUUGCCUCGAUUGCAUUGGUUACUACCGCGUGGAGUCUCUAUGAGCCGCGUAGUACUCAGCCGGAAUUUGUAGGCGAUAUCGAUACAUUUCCUGUUGCAUUCCCGAAGUUGCGAUCAAAGCUGGGCGAGUUUUGGCGCAUAAUGCAGCAACGCGCAACGUGGCAAAUUGCCAGCUUUGGGUUUCUACAGAAGAUGAGUCUAUCUUUCGGAGUGGACUCGGCAUCUCCUGCGCAAGCCAUACACGAGUUCUGGUUGGACACCGAUCCAUUGACGAAGAACCUGUUUCUAGCUCUAACAAAUGGUGGAGUCUGCGUCGCAGCUUCCGUCUUCGUGCACCGACGCCUUUUGUCGACGAGUUGGCACUCAUCGGUUUGCAUUGGAUUGCUUGGUGGACUAAUUACCGGCUUCUCAGUAGCAAUGAUGAUGGUGUUCGAUGUGUGGCGCAGCAAGUUUUUCUUCUUGGUCGCUAACCAAAUCGUUGCGUUUACUGACUGCAUCGCUAUGGUGGUGCGAAUGCUCGUGGUUGUGGAAAUUGCUGAGCCUGGUUUCGAGAGCAGCACGUACGGACUCGUCACUUCGGUCUACAAUCUUGCAGAUCCGGUGGCAACAGCGUUGAACAACGCAAUCGGAGCGUAUUUUCGAGUUUUCGAUGCUGACAUUCAACAGGACGCCGAUGACGUUCGAAUAAGAGCUGGAGCUCUUUUUGCGGCGCUUUUCACGGUGCGCGCCGUGGUGGGUUUGGGGGCAAUUCCUUUGUUGCCAAACCAAAAGCACAAUGCCCGGGAAUUAAAAACUCAAGGAGGAUCUAGCAAAAGCAUGGCAUUGACGGUUUUUGGGUCUAUUGGUGUAGGCUUCAUUGUAGCUCUUGUGGCCAACAUCCUUUCGAUUUUCCAAAGCACGUCAUGUCUAAGGUUUGCUGGUGGCGUAGGUUGCUGAGACUUUGCAGAGAACUCUGGUAGUUCUCAAACCUGUUAACGAGUAGCCUAGUGGUAUUUAUUUGUUUUAUGCUGGAGUUGAAAAGUGAAUCGUAAAUGGUGGUCGUUCAGGUAAUGUGCCACCGAGACUUGACAGAAUCUCGUGUUCACGAACGCUAACACGGUAUCGGCUUUUAUGUUCGAACUCUGCUGCGGGGAUGAAACUUAGUCUAGCUGUGCGCUCGCAGAAAGUAGCCUUCCCCUGGACAACACAAUUGUCAAGAGAUUCGUUUGCUACCCGUAUAACGAGGUGCAUUCCAGUGCGAUUCACGCCUCGGAUGAACGGAUCCAAGUCAAAGUGAACAGCGUCAGGCACGUGAGCACAUUUUUCUCCAUCUUGUGGUGUCACUGACACCAAGUGCUUUGAGAAGGAAUCUUGCUGGCGCAAAGUUUUUAGCGCUCGCUGCGACUCUGGUGACUCAAAUUCAGUGAGGAACUUGGCUGCAAUGGGAUCUUCUUCACCGUCACUUUGAGCGCUAUCGGAAUGGAGAUGCAAAGUAUGGCAUAAUUCAUGACAAACCAGUAGCUUUGCCUCUUGAUCAGUUGCUUCCUCGAGACGACCCACAGCGAUGCGUAGAUAUGAUCGCACCGUCUUCAUAAUCCACGGGAUACUGCUGUCUGCGGGUACUUCUAGUUCAGUUCGAAGCACCCGAGCGCAUUGCAGACUACAGCAGUCGCUAGCCAGGAUCUCUGCUAGGCUCACAAAAACCUUGUGUAGUGCGUCUUCGAACCAUUCGUCCAUAAGAAAGCUGCAAUGGUAUUGCGAAAGAGUUAGAAGUGAACUGAAAUGGCAAUUGUGGAAAUCAUGGAGAACUUACUACUGCAACCAUCCUGGAGAGGAUAGCUUGGCGAUGACUUCGUAAGCUUCCUGGUAAUCAGGCGCGAAAUGUCAAUAGAUCAACAAUGAGUACGCUUUGACAAAGCAGAGACUUACCCUUAAUAAUUCGUGGAGGCGGUGGAUAAUUGGCAUACUAUCGAUAGGACACCUUUCCAGCCCUGGGAGUACUCGUUGAACGCGCAGAAAGGGCUCCAUGAGUUUUAUGUAGUAGUCGCUUGCGAGUUUAAUUUGUGUGAGUUGUCUCUCCAACGUUUUGUAGCCCGACAACAAUAGUGCAAGCUCAAAAUUACACGA
This is a messenger RNA of Phytophthora nicotianae INRA-310, 2956 nucleotides long. RefSeq lists its product as hypothetical. Lineage: Eukaryota; Oomycota; Peronosporomycetes; Peronosporales; Peronosporaceae. The record is from RefSeq and is a predicted model, not a curated record. The transcript has a single exon. The coding region runs from base 44 to 1786 and encodes 580 amino acids.